Molecule: messenger RNA, 3939 nt
Organism: Pan troglodytes (chimpanzee)
Lineage: Eukaryota; Metazoa; Chordata; Mammalia; Primates; Hominidae
Gene: BIVM
Product: basic, immunoglobulin-like variable motif containing
Exons: 11
Coding region: 752-2263 (503 amino acids)
Cellular component (GO): nucleus
Molecular function (GO): single-stranded DNA binding; DNA endonuclease activity
Source: RefSeq, a predicted model, not a curated record
UUUUUUUUUUUUUUUUUUUUUUUUUUUUUUUUUUUUUUUUUUGAGACGGAGUUUUGCUCUGAUCGCCCAGGCUGGAGUGCAAUGGUGCAACUGCAACCUCCACCUCUGGUGUUCAGCGAUUCUCCAGCCUUGCCUCCUGAGUAGCUGGGCCUACACGCAUGCGCCGCCACGCACGGCUAAUUUUUUAUUUUUUUAUUUUUUAUUUUUUUUUAGUAGAAACGGGUCUCACCAUGUUGGCCAGGCUGGCCUCAAACUCCUGACCUCAGAUGAUCCACCCGCCUCAGCCUCCCAAAGUGCUGGGAUUACAGGCGUGAGCCACCACGCCGGCUUAGUAAAUCUUAAUAUAGCAACACCUCACUUGCCUGGAAGAGGGAACCGCAAUCAAUCAAAAUGAGGGCCUACAGUAAUGCCUGGCAUGAUGCAAACACUUAAAAAUUAUCUGUUGAAUGAGACGUCUACAAAUCCUAGGCCCUGGGGAUACAAUAAUCUGGAAAACCAGACUUGCAGGAUGCAGACGUUGAUCAUAUGAACAGAUAUGCACAGAAGAAUCAGUUUAGACUUGAAAUUCAGUAUUUCCUGAAACUGAUCAGAAGUUAGUGACACCUUGAUUGGAUCCGUUUUUCUGUCAGGAGCUCAUUUUGCAGCUCUCAAGCUUUUAUAGCAUGCUGUAAACAAUUGUCAAAGUUGUUUAUCAAGAAACAGAUAGAGUUGCAACUUGUUUCUAGUAAUAGAAACUUUUACACUGCAUUCAAUGCCUAACGUUGCAGAAACAGAAAGGUCAAGUGAUUCUGGAAAUGGUGAGCACAAAUCUGAGAGAAAGUCACCUGAAGAGAAUCUACAAGGUGCUGUAAAAUCUUUCUGCACAAGUGCCUCAGGAGCACCCUUGGGUCCCAAAGGAGAUGGUCAUUAUCCAUGGAGUUGUCCAGUGACUCAUACACGGGAAAAAAUUUAUGCCAUCUGUUCAGACUAUGCCUUUCUCAACCAGGCGACCUCAAUCUAUAAAACUCCAAAUCCAUCCCGCUCUUCUUGCCUCCCUGAUAGUACCUCUUUAUCUGCUGGAAAUAAUUCAUCAAGAUACAUUGGUAUCCCGACUAGUACAUCGGAAAUUAUCUACAAUGAAGAAAAUAGCUUGGAAAACUUAUCCAACAGCCUGGGCAAGCUACCUCUCGCAUGGGAAAUUGAUAAAUCUGAAUUUGAUGGGGUGACCACAAAUUCGAAACACAAAUCAGGCAAUGCAAAGAAACAAGUUUCCAAGAGAAAAACUUCAGAUAAAAAGCGAAGAUAUCAGAAGGAAUGUCCUCAGCAUUCUCCUCUUGAAGAUAUUAAACAGCGGAAAGUAUUGGACCUCAGACGAUGGUACUGCAUAAGCCGACCACAGUAUAAGACUUCUUGUGGUAUCUCCUCAUUAAUUUCUUGUUGGAAUUUCUUAUACAGCACAAUGGGAGCUGGAAACCUUCCACCUAUUACCCAAGAAGAAGCUUUACAUAUUCUGGGCUUUCAACCUCCAUUUGAAGAUAUUAGGUUUGGUCCUUUCACGGGAAAUACAACACUUAUGAGGUGGUUUAGACAAAUUAAUGACCACUUCCAUGUAAAAGGAUGCUCUUAUGUUCUAUAUAAGCCUCAUGGGAAGAAUAAAACAGCAGGAGAAACUGCUUCAGGGGCCCUGUCAAAGUUAACCCGUGGAUUGAAAGAUGAAUCGCUGGCUUAUAUCUAUCAUUGCCAAAAUCAUUAUUUUUGUCCAAUUGGCUUCGAAGCAACCCCUGUUAAAGCUAAUAAAGCAUUCAGCAGGGGACCUCUCUCGCCACAGGAAGUUGAAUAUUGGAUCUUAAUUGGAGAAUCAAGUAGAAAACAUCCUGCCAUUCACUGUAAAAAAUGGGCAGAUAUUGUUACUGAUCUAAACACUCAAAAUCCGGAAUACCUGGAUAUCCGGCACUUAGAGAGGGGACUGCAGUAUAGAAAAACAAAGAAGGUUGGGGGAAAUUUGCAUUGCAUCAUAGCAUUCCAGAGACUUAGUUGGCAAAGAUUUGGCCUUUGGAACUUUCCAUUUGGAACCAUUAGACAAGAAUCACAACCUCCAACACAUGCCCAGGGAAUUGCCAAAUCUGAGAGUGAAGACAAUAUUUCCAAGAAGCAGCAUGGGCGUCUGGGCCGGUCUUUCAGUGCUAGUUUCCAUCAGGACUCAGCAUGGAAAAAGAUGUCUAGUAUCCAUGAGAGAAGGAACAGUGGUUACCAGGGUUACAGUGAUUACGAUGGGAAUGAUUGACUAUGCUUGGUACUGAACAGCUGGCAUUAUAUAUGAAACUGCUAUAUACAGGACUGUAUAAAGACAGUAGAAGAUUUUAGUAAGCCUACAUUAAAUAGGAGCAGAUCUUGUGGUAUAAAAAAUAACCUUGUAGUUCUCCAGAUACUAAGCUUGUAUAUGAUUAUGGUGGGUGAUUUCAGAUAUAUAAGCAGAUAAGCACAGAUUAUUGUCCUUUCAAGUUAAGAGUAUAAAAUCUGGACAGAAAAUUUCACAAAAUUCAAUAAAAUUACAACUGUUGUCUAAAUAAGUGAAACACAAAUUCACUUAAUAGCAUCAAGAUUUGAAAUACUUAAGCAUGAAGUGACUUUUUUAAUGACUCGAUCCCUAGACAUUUGUUACAGAUAGUUUUAUGCCUAAGACCAAGAUGUAAAGUACCAUCUGCCCUUAAAAAAAAAUUGGGGCUGUCAAUUUCUAGUUUUCACUCAUGGUUAACACACAUUUAAAAUUAUUUCAUGAGUCUAGUAGUUCUUUGAUUUAUAGCAGGAUCUUGCUUGCCUCAUUUGUUUCCUGGUUAUGUUCUUAGGAUUCUGACUAAGAGGCAAAAGAGAAAAGACUCAAGACACUGAUCCUGGAGAUCGAGACCAUCCUGGCUAACAUGGUGAAACCCCGUCUCUACUAAACAUACAAAAAAUUAGCUGGGUGUAGUGGUGGGCAUCUGUAGUCCUAGCUACUCGAGAGGCUGAGGCAGGAGAAUGGCGUGAACCCAGGAGGUGGAGCUUGCAGUGAGCGGAGAUGGCGCCACUGCACUCCAGCCUGGGCGACAGGGCAAGACUCCGUCUCAAAAAAACAAAACAAAACAAAACAAAAAACUGAUCCUUUUUUUUGGUGCAAGUGGGUGACUUAGUGCAUUGAUUCAGAUUUUUUGAAUUUCUUGAUGUGUUUUGUAAUAAUCAAAUAUUGACAAGAACCUUAGGUCUCGAAAGACUUUUAUAAGUCUAGAUGACGUUUGCCUUAGGGGUAAAGUAAAAGAACAAUUGGCACCUUAAGUUUCUAUACCCAAGGUUAUCUGUGAAACGAGAUCUCCUGAUAUUUGACUGCUCUCUCAGUAUGGAGUCAUAUGUUGAUAACAGUACUGAAGAUGCAUAAGAAAUGCCCAAGUCACUCAGAGGACAACUACCCAUAUUCCAGACUCUGAGCUGUUUCCUUUUUUAAAAUCAUACAGACAAUUAGCUGUUUGAAGUGAGUAUUAAAUAUUUCAGAAGUGUGAAUUUCAUGUAUUUGAGCUCCUCUAGUUGCUGUCGGUUUUUCUUCUGCUGCCAACCUGUGACUCACAAAUGACUAGGAUCUCUUGUUCUUUAAUUUUAGGGUCUUGUUCCAGGACUCAAAUCAGUAACUUGGUGAUUACAAGGUGCUGAAUGUGUUGGUAACCAUAUCGCAAUACACCUCAAGGAAAAGGUUCAGAUUUUUAUUUUUAAAAUAUUUUCAUUUUUUUUCUUGAAUUUUAUAUCCAUUUGUUCACUCGUACAUGCCUAGCCUACAGAAGCGGAUAUAUAUUAUGAAAUGGUCAUUUUUCUGAAGAGAAUAUUUUGCUUGAAAUGCAAAGGACUGAAAGAGAUUUGUAGGUUGUUGAUUUUGUUACUUCAUACUGGAACUUUUAAAAAGAUUUCAUCAAAUAAAGUUUUGUUUUCUACUUUUAA